Moneuplotes crassus is the source of this 854-nucleotide messenger RNA. Lineage: Eukaryota; Ciliophora; Spirotrichea; Euplotida; Euplotidae. The record is from the annotation of a GenBank genome assembly.
AUUUUCUGGAAAAUAAAGCUAAAAUGGGAAAUAUGUGCUCAGGAGAUAGUGACGCCGGUACAGACAUGAGUCUCCACAGAAGAAAGAGGAAAGGAGCAGGUGUUGGUCAUCAUCAUGAUGACGAUAUCGACCGGAUUGAAGAAGAUCGUCACUACAUAAAUCCCUUCCAGAGCAAUGAAAACAGGAAUGGACACAAGACUUUCACCUGGCCGGAUGGAAGUGUCUACACAGGCAAUUGGGAGGAUAACCUAUUUCAUGGUCAUGGCGAAUUCAAGCAUGCUAAUGGUGAUCGCUUCGAAGGAAAUUUUGUCUAUGGAAAAGCAGAAGGCAAAGGAACUUACACUCAUCAAGACGGCAAUGUAUAUGAAGGUGACUGGAGAAAUGAUCUCCAACAUGGCAGAGGCAGAGAGACAAAACCAGACGGAUCUGUGUAUAAUGGGGAAUUUUAUAUGGGGAAAAAGCAUGGUCAAGGUGUAUAUGAAUGGGCAGAUGGCUCUAAAUAUGAUGGAAGCUGGAGAGACAACAUGAAAGAUGGCUAUGGAAUAUAUACUUGGUCAGACGGCAGCUAUUAUAAAGGCAGUUUCAGUGAAAAUAAAAUGCAUGGAAAAGGAUUCUUUGAUUGGUGUAAUGGCAAAACAUAUGAAGGAGACUUCUAUAAUGACAAAAAGCAAGGAAUUGGUAUUUUCAGAUGGCCAAAGGGAGUGAGAUAUGUUGGAGGCUGGUUUGAAAAUGAGAAGCAUGGUAUUGGCUCAAUAUAUCUAAAUGAUAAGGAAAGAAGGGGUGAAUGGCAAAAUGGUAAAAGAGUUCGAUGGCUAGAUGAUGAUGAAGACAUGGAUGAUUACCAAAUUGAUUAA